Arachis duranensis is the source of this 522-nucleotide messenger RNA. RefSeq lists its product as uncharacterized. The coding region runs from base 1 to 522 and encodes 173 amino acids. NCBI's taxonomy places the organism in Eukaryota, Viridiplantae, Streptophyta, Magnoliopsida, Fabales, Fabaceae. The record is from RefSeq and is a predicted model, not a curated record. The transcript is spliced from 2 exons.
AUGGAAGAGCAACCACAAUUGGAAAAAAAGAUGGUGAAGCCAUACACCCCACCCUUGCCAUACCCUCAAAGGAUCAAAAGGGAGCUUAAGGAUCAACAAUUUCCUAAGUUCCUAGAGGUUUUCAAGAAGCUAGAAAUUAACAUCCCACUUGCUGAAGCAUUGGAGCAGAUGCCUCUAUAUGCAAAAUUCCUCAAGGAGCUCAUCAACAAGAAGAGAAGCUGGAAUGAAAAAGAUACUGUGAUUUUGACACAAGAAUGCAGUGCAGUGAUUCAAAAAGGCCUGCCACCAAAACUUAAAGAUCCUGGAAGUUUCUUUCUAUCAUGCACCAUUGGUAACAUGCCAAUCGAUAAGUCACUUAUUAGACCUAGUGGAGUGGUCGAGAAUCUCCUAGUUGAGGUGGAAAAGUUCAUAUUUCUGGCAGACUUUGUGAUUUUAGAUUUAGAUGAAGAAAGAAACGAUUCCAUCAUAUUGGAAAGACCUUUUCUAGCCAUAGCAAGGGCCAUAAUAGAUGUAGAAAAAUGA